AUGGCUCCCAGCCUGUGGUGGCUGGCGAGCCUUCAGGGUGUUUACGGAGUGGCAUACAACCUCAGUGGCAUUGCACCAUGCAUUGUCUUCUUAACAUCGUGGUUUGAACAGCAGAGAGCAUUGGCCAUUGCCAUCCUAACAACUGCCUUCAGCAUGUCUGGCGUCUGCUUCCCUCCCCUGAUUGGGAGCCUGAUCCAACAUCACGGGUGGCGCAUGGCCUCGUCCUUGGGGCCUGUUCUGAUGGUUUUUCUGGUGCUUCCGCUCGCCUUCUUGGCCCUGCGUGACGGCACCCUCCUGCGCCCACGGAGCCAAAGACAGCAUUUCCAGGUCGUGCGGCGGCCUGGCGAUGACAGCGAGGAAGUAGAAGAUGACCAAAGUACGCCCCGAGAGCCAGGACCCCGAAAUCCAAGCUCUUUGAACUUCCAGCAAAGCCUCCGGCUCGGGGCGGUGUGGCACCUGGCCUUCCUGUCACUCUAUCAGCUCUACAUUAUCAUCGCUCUACUGAAUACCUUGGUCCUGUACCUGAAGACAGACGUUGGGAUGAGCGUCGAGCUUUGCGGCCUCUACUCGUCUGUUGUCUUUCAGGCCUCGAUUGCGGCCAAACUUUUGGCUGGGGCUGCCAUGGACGCUCGUCCGGCUUUGACAGGCAUGGUCAGCUGCUUCGUGCUUUUGAUCGGGACCCUCCUCCUGCUGGACUUUGCAAAAGGGGGGCGGGCCCUGACGGCCAAUCACAACCAGCUGAUGGCCUUCGCAGUGAUUUAUGGCCUUGGCUUCGGGGGUUCUUACAGCGUGCUGUCAGCCAAGCCUGCCAAGAUGUUCGGCAAGAUGGACGACUUUAGCAAGCUCCAGGGCUUCUUCAUGCUCUUCCAAGUCAUCGGUGGUUUCUUGGGCACGCUCGUCACGGGCAAGCUGCGUGCUCUGACGGGAAGCUACACCACCUCUUUCCACAUAUACAUUGUCAUGGCAUUCAUGGCUUGCUUGCAUUACAUUGGCCUUGAGUUGUCCAAAACGUCCCGAGAGCUCAGGGUCCAGGUCAAUCCUGAGCGGCUCUGA
This is a messenger RNA of Symbiodinium necroappetens, 1053 nucleotides long. The record is from the annotation of a GenBank genome assembly. NCBI's taxonomy places the organism in Eukaryota, Dinophyceae, Suessiales, Symbiodiniaceae.